AUGGCGGAUGCAGUGCUUGGUUCCACUACACAAGUUCUAGUGCAGACGGCAAUAAACUUGGCUUCCGAACAAAUUGGCCAGUUUGUUGGCUUCAAGAAAGAUUUGCAGAAACUGAAAGAUACGUUGACUGAAAUCCAGGCUUUCCUUAGUGACGCAGAGAAAAAACAGGUGACUGAAAAUUUCGUGAAGCUUUGGCUGGAGAAUCUUGAACGUGUGGCUUUCGAUGCUGAAAAUUUGCUGGAUGACUUCAACUAUGAAAUGAUUCGACGCAAAGUUGAGAUCCGAAACCAAAUGAAGAGGAAGGUAUGCUUCUUCUUCUCAGUCUCCAAUCCCAUUGCAUUUCGUUGCAAAAUGGCCAACAAAAUUCAGAAAAUCAGCAUGGAUUUGAAAAGAAUCAAUGAACAAGCAAGGAACUUUAGCCUCCAGUCACAGACUGCACCUGCUCUUUCUCCUCCCAGUGAAGCACGAUUUAUAAAGAACAGAGAGACUGACUCUGCCACUGUUGAUGUGAGUUUUGUUGGAAGGGAUAGUGAUGUUUCAGCAAUAGUAACACAAUUGACUGCCAUGAAUAAUAAUGAAACUAUCUCUGUUCUCCCUAUAGUAGGGAUGGGCGGGAUCGGGAAGACCACCUUGGCUCGAAAAGUUUUUAAUGACCCAAAUAUUGAAAAACAUUUUGAGAAGAGAAUGUGGGUGUGUGUUUCAGAGGAUUUCAAUGCCAAUAGGUUAUUUGGAAUGAUUCUACAAUCACUGCAAGGUCGAGAGCCUGAAGCUAAGGAUAGGGAAGCCAGAGUCAAGAAGCUUAAGGAAUUAUUGGAUGGUAAAAAUUACCUAUUGGUCUUGGAUGACGUGUGGAAUAAGGAGUCCACGCUAUGGAAUGAUUUUCUUGGGUCUUUGAAAGGUACUAGCCAAGCCAAGGGGAGCUGGAUUCUUCUGACCACUCGUGAUCAACAAGUGGCAACCAUCACGAGAAUUUCUUCUCCUCAAGAUUAUUCCUUGGAACGAUUAUCAGAUGAUCGAUGUUGGUUCAUUCUCAAAGAAAAUGCAUUUGGCACAGGGAAUGUGCCGGGUGGGCUGAAAGAUAUAGGCUUGAAGAUUGCGCAAAAAUGCAGAGGCUUAGCAUUGGCUGCAAGUGUUCUUGGCGGUAUGUUGCGCAACAAGGAAAUAAAUAAAUGGCAUCAAAUUUUAGAUACUGGGCUUCAAAAUAUAGGUGAAGAUAGAGAUGGUUCCAUCAUUAAAAUUUUGAAGUUAAGCUUUGAUCAUCUUCCAUAUCCAGCUCUUAAAAAGUGUUUUGCAUAUUGUUCAAUUUUCCCCCAGGAUUUUGAAUUGGAAAGGAAUCAACUAAUCCAACUUUGGGCUGCAGAAGGAUUUCUUCAUUCAGAUCCAAGAAAAAAUAUGUGUAUGGAGGAAGUUGGUAAUGAUUAUUUUACCAUUUUGUUGGAGAGUAACUUGUUUCAGGAUGUAGAAAAGGAUGGUUAUGGGAAUGUAUUGAACUGCAAAAUGCAUGAUCUUGUGCAUGAUAUGGUGCAAUCCAUUUCCGAAUGUAGAACUUUAAGGUCGAAAGAGCCAACAGAAGCUGAUUUUCGUGGCCAGAGUUUUCGGUAUCUUGCAAUUGAGAGAAGUGAUAGAGAAGAAAAACUGCCAUUUCCACUGAAUCGGAGUUUCAGGUACAUAACAACAUUAGUUUUAGUGGAGAACAGAUCAAUUGAUGAUGGUUUGAUCAUCUUUUUGGCUUGCUUGCGAGUGCUAAACAUAGCUUCAUCAAAUGCGAAGGAGCUUCCUAAAUCAAUUGGCAAGUUGUCUCAUUUAAGGUAUCUCGAUUCAUCAGAUACUCUAAUGGAAACUUUGCCGGACUCUCUUUGUAAACUUUACAAUCUGCAGACAUUAAGAGUUCGAGAUUGUAGAUUAUUGACAAAGUUUCCAAACAAUUUCAAGAAUUUGGUGAAUCUGAGGCACUUUGACUUUUUCCACAAGGAUAAAUCAAAUGAUCUAACGCCUCUUGAGAUUGGACAAUUGCAUUCUCUCCGAACAUUGCCAUUUUUCAAUAUUGGUAAAGAUGCGGGUGGACAAAUUGGGGAGUUUAAAAAAUCUCAGUGGAAGUUUUGA
This is a messenger RNA of Coffea eugenioides, 2103 nucleotides long. RefSeq names its product putative disease resistance protein RGA3. Gene Ontology annotation, biological process: defense response to other organism. The record is from RefSeq and is a predicted model, not a curated record. Gene Ontology annotation, molecular function: ADP binding. NCBI's taxonomy places the organism in Eukaryota, Viridiplantae, Streptophyta, Magnoliopsida, Gentianales, Rubiaceae. Bases 1 to 2103 code for a protein of 700 amino acids. The transcript has a single exon.